UUCCUUCGUCAAUUGCAUGUUUGUGUAGGCGCUAUUUCCUUUGUGGUUCGUGUACAGCAAUGCUGGUUGCGAAAUUGUACAUUUUGCUGGUUGCGAAAUUGUGUUUUGCGUUAACAGCGAGUCAUACGUGAAACCAUAAAGCAAGGAACAGUAUGGUGGAACAUGCUGAUCAAGGGACCAGCUUCCGCCUCAGUACAGUCUCAGUUAAUUACCUCAUCGAUUCAAUUGGAAGUCGGAUUCGUAAUAUACAUGUGCAUUAUACUCGGUAGUUAUGCAUGAUAGAACACGACCUGGGCAUACACCUGCAUUGACGGCAUUAUAUAGCACGUCUGACAAAUCAACACAGAGUCAUCGCCGUUGUGAUCCCCAUCGUGUUCUAGACCACAAUGGACGACACUCAGAGAAAACGUUUAACCAGGCUGCAAUGGAAACGAUUCUGUGUUUUCAGUGUGUGCUACUUCGCCUGCUACACUGGAUUUCGCGGCCUUCGUGACCUACAGAGUACGCUCAACAACGCUGAGGGCACAGGACUAGCAAGCUUGUCCUUACUGUAUGCCUGCAGUGCUUUGGCGGGCCUACUUGUGCCCGCUGUCAUCCGCUUCAAGUUGGGCACAAAAUGGAGUACGUUCUUAGGGUUGGGUCUAUUCACAGUUUACACCGUAAGCAACUACUUCACAAAUGCCUACGUGCUGCUCGUUGCUGCAGUGUUGCCAGGCAUCGGUGCUGCUUUUAUAUGGGUUUCGAAGGGAACCUAUAUCACAACUGUAGCCGUGGAGUUGGCAGCAGCGCACCAAAGAGAUCCAGCCGCCGAUGUUGCGCUGUUGCAUGGCAUUUUCUUCAGCGUGUCUCGAAUAAGCACAGUAUGCGGCAACUUAAUCUCUUCGCUGGUUUUCCAGAAGGGAUGGGCAUCGCUGGACAGUGACGAAGGGCAGAAUGAAACCUUUGAUCUUGGAUCGUGUGGAAUUCAUGCUUGCGGAAGUAGUGGCGCUGCCAACAACACUGGAGCCCUCCUUCCACCUGAACCAGGGAAACGCAUUAUACUCAUCUCCAUAUAUCUCGGCUUUGGGCUGCUUGCGGCAAUCAUUGCCUUAAUCUUCCUUGAGCGAGUGCCUCCAAAAUCUCCCAGAAUCACCAACGGGGAAGAGGCGGUUUCCUUGACAACCAAGGAGCUCAUCCACGGCAUAAUGUCAGCUUUUCGUCUGAUGAGACAGCCCCAGAUGCUGCUGUUGAUUCCUAUACUUUUCUACAUUGGCAUUGACAUGGCUUUUGCCUCCGGCCAUUUCACAAAGUAUUUUGUUGGCUGCACACAAGGCAUUGAGUCCGUGGGCUACGUUGCGAUGUCCCUAUAUCUCACCGCGGUGAUAGUCUCGCCCGUGAUAGGGCGGCUGAUCAAAUACACGGGCCGUCCACCGGUCUUCUUCGCUGGCUGCGGUGUUAAUCUCCUCCUGCUGAUUGGUAUGAGUUUGUGGCCUCCAGAGGGCGGUAAACUUUGGCACCUCGUCGCCAUGGCUUCAGGGCUCGGGUUCUCCAGGGCAAUUAUUCCAACUGUUGCUACAACGCUUUUGGGACUUUUGUUCCCUGACCAGAAAGAGGCUGCAUUUGGCAAUCUCUGCUUCUGGCAAUCCUUCGGUUUCGCCGCAGUCGCCAUCUUGGGUGUCCCGCAAGCUGUCUGUGCUGGUCACGUGAUCGCUGUUACCAUGGCGGCGCUGCUGGUCGUCGUCGUUCUCUACAGUGUUCUGGAAAUCACAAUCCAUAGGGACAAACAGCGGCCCAGUGAAGGGGUUCAGUAUGUCCCUGCGGACGAGGACAGGGGCAGCAUCAAUGAGGACAAAAUGGACACCUUGUAAAGAUGUAAAUGAUACUACAGAGAAAGGAUGGCUGGGAGGCAUAACUUUAAUCCUAGGGAGGUUAGGGCAAAUCAUGAAUAAUUCAGUAGUUUUGAUGGGAAAAUUAUGUUUAUUCGUGACAACAGAACAAUGAAAUCAACAGCACUGUUGUUAUUUCGUCAACCAGUUACAUUAAAGCAUCAGGACGGUUGUCGUCGAGAUACCACAAAGUAGCCUAGUGGAUAUUGAGAUGAGCUGUGGAUACAAAGAUCCCUGGUUCGAAUCCACGUCGUCGCUGCUCAUUUUCAUCGACUGUUUUUCCUCUCCAAAUAUAUCAUUGAGAUAAUUUUAAUUUAAUGAAAAAAGAGAACGAGAACCUUUGUCUUGCAAUGACACAAAGGAAAAACUGAAUUAUUUAUGACAUAUUAAUUGGCCCUUACCCUCCUGGGAAAAAAAAUACGCGGCCGGGAAUAAAACUUCCAUUGUCAGAUCAACCGGGGUUAGGUGGUCUAAAUUGCCCCCCCCCCCGGUCCUCCGCCCCUUCUUGUCCGCAGAAAAUAGGAUCAUCAUGCAGAGAGAAACAAAACAUGCCUGCUUACCCCCCCCCCCCCCUUCCUCGACAGCUAAACCCCCUGUUGAGGCAAACCUGGAUCCACCCUUGUACUGUCCUUUUUGACACAUGGUGAACAAAAUGUCUUGUUUGGGGUGCCCUCUCUGUUGUAUCCCCCAUUUUCCCAAAAAGGCUAAAGGGGAGUGGCUGAAUACAUAUACCUGUUGACGUAUGUGUUAAUGCCGGCCGUUGCCAAGUAAUUUGGACGCGGCUUUCGAGAAGAAAGCAUGUCUAGAAUUAUUAAGUCUUCCAAAAAGAAAAUCAGGAAUAUCUUAUAUGUUUUUAAAAAUUAAGAUAAAAUUUACCGUUAAAAUUUAACGGUAAAUUAAAAAAUUUAAAAGAAAUAUAUGACUUUAUUUUUGUAUAUGUUGAAUGCCGAAAUGGAAUAUGUUAUACUUAUAAAUGUUUUAAUAGGAUGAAUUAUGGAGGCCUAACCCGGUCCUAAUAACAAAAGUGAAAGAGUUGUUAAUGGUUUUUAAAUUCUCAGUUGUCAAUUUUUUGUUCUCUUUUUUUUUUGCAUUGCUUUUUGUUUACUACUCUGUUGAGGUGGUCCCUUACAGUGGCGGUUUAGAUGGAUAUCAGAGGCU
Molecule: messenger RNA, 3023 nt
Organism: Patiria miniata (bat star)
Lineage: Eukaryota; Metazoa; Echinodermata; Asteroidea; Valvatida; Asterinidae
Product: protein unc-93 homolog A-like
Exons: 4
Coding region: 387-1847 (486 amino acids)
Source: RefSeq, a predicted model, not a curated record